CAGUCCCUAUGCAUCUCAGUCUGAGUGCAUGCAGUGAGUUUAAAGAAGGCCAUUCUGGGUUUGAAGAGCUGGAGAUGGGCUCGUUAUGCGGCGAGUUAUGAACAGCAGCCGGAACUAGCAGCAGCUGCUCCCCGGUGUGUGAAACAGUGCCGUCUGUAGUAUAAGGGCAAGAGGAAGGGGCGGCAGGGAUCCGGAAGCGUCUUUGUAGUGCGACGGGUACCGUGCAGCUGCUUCGUCUCUCCGUCGCGGCCUCGCUUGUUAAAAACAGUCGCCACAGACACACGACCACCGAGAAAAGGACAAGCCUUUGAUCUGCGGCAGUAGCAACAACAGCUCCCUUUCCUCGAUGCAGUAAAUCGAUAGCAGAAGACGAAGACGGGGCCAGAAAGAACAAACGCCGAAAAACAGAUUGGUUUGCUGGGAAUCCUAGUACGCAUAGACUCAGUGUUGUUGACACCACAGCGGCGGAAAGCCUUCAAUAACUCUUGCAUGCAACAAGAAGAACAAGAGCGACAGGAGAAGGAAGGAGCCGGCGAUUCGAAGAUGGUUGAUGUGCAUUUUACCGAUCUGCCGAACGCCCUGAUUGCGUGCAAAGUGGACGAGAAUGUCUUCACUGACCGUCAGUGCAAGGUGGGCUUCGAGGCUCUGUUCCGUUCCUUCGACCGCAACGCUACCUUCCAGUUCUUCAAGAGCUUCCGCCGCGUGCGAAUCAACUUCAGCGACGCCGUGACGGCCGCCCAGGCCAGAGUGACUCUGCAUAAGAGCGACUUCAACGGGAAGGAGAUGCGCCUCUACUUCGCCCAGUCUCUGCACAUCGGGAACCCCCGACUGGAGCCCCCCAAACCAGACAAGCAGUUCCUGAUCUCCCCCCCGGCCUCGCCCCCUGUGGGCUGGGAGCAGGCGAAGGACGCCACCCCGGCGAUUAACUAUGACCUGCUCUGUGCCAUCGCCAAGCUGGGCCCAGGUGAUAAGUAUGAGCUGCACGCAGGGACCCCGACCACGCCCAGCGUCGUGGUGCACGUGUGCGAGAGUGACCACGAGAGCUCGGGAGGGGAGGACGAGGAGCAGCGGCGAGUGAGGCCUCGUAUCGUCCAGACACGCCGACCCGAGUACACGACUCCCCCCCUGCACUGAGCCCCGAGCGGGCAGCAGCUUCACCUUUUAUUAAAGGGACCAGUGUGGCCAGUCUGGAGGCAUCACCAGCCUUCCCUCACACCUCUGCUGCAGAGAGCCCCUCCUCCUGGGGUGUUUGAGUGCAGCCAGAGCCGGGACUGACAGGCCCGUCUCAUUGUUGUUAUUGGGGUCUGUCUUUGUUGUAUUUAUUUCCUUUCUGUGAUUGGUCAAGAAGAUGCAGGAGAAAGUGAAGCAUGACUUUGUGGUUCUUGCAUGACUGCCACAGCACAGAAAAGGAGACCUUCAGAAUGAGAAGUCUGAGGAUGUGUGUGUGUUUGUACUGGAAAGAGCUUCCUUUUAAAAUCCUCUUGGGGUUUUGUUAGUAGGGAGUUUUAAGUGUGCGUGCGUGCGUGCGUUUUUUUUUAUAUUUGUUAAACUCUUCAUUGUUUUUCUUGUCAACCUAUUUUUUGGCAUUGUUGACAUUAAGGUUAGACAGACAGACAGACAGACAUAUUCUUGCUUCUUGAGGCGAGUUGCUUCUUGAAAGUGAUGAAAGGGGAGGGAAUGUGUUUUGUUGUUCAUUGUUUUGUAUUUUUCGGUAUCUCUGGCUGGGUUGUGCACAGCAUACAGAUUCCCCUGCUGUGACGACACUGUGGAGUAACAGCAGACCGGUUUUCAGACUCCAUUCAGGUAUCUGCAUCUGCACCUGUCUGUCCAGCCUCUUGUUUCCUGUCAUGAAAACUAAUUGCAUUCAAAGCUGUAAUCUGAAAAGCGGUUGCUAUAAAAAGUUUGAUUGUUUAAUGCAGCUGUAGCGUUUGUGUUUGUUAUUUGUGCCUGGAAUGUCAAAGGCACAUCCUGGUAGAAAUGUACGUUACAUAUCUGCAUUGCAGGUUCAUCAACAUUGUCGUUUGCUCAUUUAUUAACAUUUUUAUAUGAUUUACCAUUUAAUAAACACACUCAGGUGGUUGUCCGUU
Molecule: messenger RNA, 2087 nt
Organism: Polyodon spathula (Mississippi paddlefish)
Lineage: Eukaryota; Metazoa; Chordata; Actinopteri; Acipenseriformes; Polyodontidae
Product: calcipressin-1-like
Exons: 4
Coding region: 490-1134 (214 amino acids)
Biological process (GO): calcium-mediated signaling
Cellular component (GO): nucleus; cytoplasm
Molecular function (GO): nucleic acid binding; calcium-dependent protein serine/threonine phosphatase regulator activity
Source: RefSeq, a predicted model, not a curated record